Messenger RNA from Salarias fasciatus (jewelled blenny), 2610 nucleotides. RefSeq names its product nuclear distribution protein nudE-like 1-B. The transcript is spliced from 9 exons. The record is from RefSeq and is a predicted model, not a curated record. NCBI's taxonomy places the organism in Eukaryota, Metazoa, Chordata, Actinopteri, Blenniiformes, Blenniidae. Gene Ontology annotation, biological process: regulation of neuron projection development; centrosome localization; microtubule nucleation. Gene Ontology annotation, cellular component: kinesin complex; kinetochore; centrosome. Bases 61 to 1095 code for a protein of 344 amino acids. Gene Ontology annotation, molecular function: microtubule binding.
CAUCAGCAGCAGCUGUGAGGACCAUGGAGGGAUAAACACCGAUGUCCAGAUUUGUUUGCCAUGGAAAUGGAUAUGAUACCAAAAUUCUCCUCCAAAGACGAGGAAAUUGACUUCUGGAAGGGACUUUCUCUCAAAUACAAGAAAAGCUGUCAGGAGGCUCACGAGGAGCUGCUGGAGUUCCAGGAGGGGAGCCGCGAGCUGGAGGCGGAGCUGGAGGCUCAGCUGGGGCAGGCCGAGCACCGCCUGAAGGACCUGCAGUCGGAGAACCAGCGGCUGAAGAACGAGGUGGAGAACCUGAAGGAGAAGCUGGAGCAGCAGUACUCUCAGAGCUACAAGCAGAUCUCCGGUCUGGAGGACGACCUCGGUCAGACGCGCAGCAUCAAGGAGCAGCUGCACAAAUACGUGCGGGAGCUGGAGCAGUCCAACGACGACUUGGAACGAGCCAAAAGAGCCACCAUCGUGUCUCUGGAGAACUUCGAGCAGCGUCUGAACCAGGCCAUCGAGAGGAACGCCUUCCUGGAGAGCGAGCUGGACGAGAAGGAGUCUCUGCUGGUGUCCGUGCAGCGACUGAAGGACGAGGCCAGAGACCUGCGGCAGGAGCUGGCCGUCCGGGAGCGACAGGCGGACGUCAGCCGCAUGUCGGCGCCCAGCUCGCCCACGCAGGACGGCGUGAAGACGGACUCGGCGGUGCAGGCGUCGCUGUCGCUGCCCGCCACGCCGCUCAGCAAGGGCCUGGACAACGCCUUCGCCAACCCCACAGUCCUUUCUAACGGCUACGGCAGUAACUCCCCCCUCACUCCCUCGGCCAGGAUCUCGGCCCUCAACAUCGUCAGUGACCUGCUGAGGAAGGUCGGGGCUCUGGAGUCGAAGCUCGCCGCCUGCAGGAACUUCGCCAAAGACCAGAAAGCGAGGAAGGCGUUCGCUCUGGACAACAGCAACGCGCUGAACGCCAACACCAGCAGCUACCGGCCGGCGCUGCACAACGCCUACUUCGACACAGCCAGGACGGUGAACGGGUUGGAGUCCGGCGGUCUGCGGGCCAUCACCGCCCCCCCUGCUGCCUCCUCGCCCGGACUGGUGCCGCUCGCCGUCUGAGCCCCCCCCCCCCCCACGUCUGGGUCCUGCUGUGAUUCCGUCUGUAUAUUUAAUGUUUCUGUAUCUGCUGUUUGCUCACAAAGACUGAAAAUGACCCCUCUUCUCUGUCAGAUCACUUCCUCAGAGCACAAAGUCCUCUAGAAAAGGGAAAUAUGCAAAUAUCACCAGGUUUCUUCACAGCAUACACAAAAGGACUUUUUUUUUAAUGAAACUUGUGUUUUUUUUGCUACUUUAAUUAGCAAUAAUGCUCCUGGUGGCUGUUACUGGAGGUGCAGGUUUACGGGACCAGGGUGUGAUUCAGACAGAACUAAUCGAUCAGGGCGGCUUCAGCUGAAGAAAACUGAACCGAUUCUGUUUUUAUGCUCAUUUGAACAGAUUCUCACUAAUUAUAGAGCAUCUUCCUCCCUCUAACAUCUAGAUUAUAGAGCAUCUUCCUCCCUCUAACAUCCAGAUUAUAGAGCAUCUUCCUCCACUACUUCUAUAUUCAGUAACUGGAAAAAUAACCACUACUUGAGUAAAUAAGAUUCAUUGAUUCUCAGAUUUACUGUCAUAUUUACAGUAAAGAGACACGUUUUCCCUGUAAGUUACUGUAAGUAACUAGUAACUUAGUUUUACCUGCUGUUUCCUGACAUUACACUUUACUAUAAUCCAGCUGUGAACAUAUUGAGACAAUGACGACGAAAUGAAGUCACUUAUUUUUCCUCCCCUACUUCAGUCAAAAAGUCACACAUUUAAACACUGAAUAGCGGUGUGUCACACGCACACACACACACACACACACACACACACACACACACACACUUAAGGACAAGACUCACUGACUGAGAGAAGACAUGAUAGUUUACGCUAACUCAUCGUUACUAGUUACCGUUUAAACUAAAACUAACAUUUCACAUGUCAAUAAAACAGCUUUGAGCACAACAUGAGGAAAAAAAGCUUUUAAAGCUUUUUAUUUGAAGUAACUCCUUUAUUUCUACAAAGAAAAACUAUAACUGUAAUCACUCUUUAAUUAACAAGUUUCCUUCUUUUGUUCUGUCAUCUUUCUCUAUUAAAAAAAUAAAUAAAAAAAAUACAUGUCCCAGGAAUGAAUUAAAGAAUUAUGGUUUUUGUGUAUUUUUCCUUUAAUAGAAAUCUAAUAGUUGAACUCUGGGCUUAAUUUACAUUCAAAAACAUUUAUUUGACCUGCGUGUUUUUUCCUAAAUGUAACUCUAACCCGGAGUGGGUCACACCCUGGUGGUAGCAGAUGCCCUGAGAAGUGCCCCGCCUGCCCUGCCUGGGGGCAUAUACCCUGGGAAGUUGCCCCGCCUGCAGUUUGAUGAGGAGUCUUUGUGUGAACUGACUGUACAGUAUUGGUCAUAUUGAUCGUCUUGGUUUGGAAUGAUUUUCACAGCAGGUUGUUCAGAAGAAGCACUUUUUCUUUUCCCUUCAUGUGCAAUACGUUCCGUCUGUCUGUGGGUUUUAUUUAUUUCAGGUUUCUUUUGUAGCAUGUUUCAAUAAAAAUAUGUACUCACUCUG